Molecule: messenger RNA, 2927 nt
Organism: Nyctereutes procyonoides (raccoon dog)
Lineage: Eukaryota; Metazoa; Chordata; Mammalia; Carnivora; Canidae
Gene: VPS9D1
Product: VPS9 domain containing 1
Exons: 15
Coding region: 87-2189 (700 amino acids)
Biological process (GO): vesicle-mediated transport
Cellular component (GO): cytosol; endocytic vesicle
Molecular function (GO): small GTPase binding; guanyl-nucleotide exchange factor activity
Source: RefSeq, a predicted model, not a curated record
CUCCCCGCCGCCGGUCCGGCGCUCCGCCGCUGCCGCGGCCCCGCCGCCGCAGCCGUCCACAGCCACGGCUUCCCCCGCCCGGCGCCAUGGCCGCUGCGGCCGGGGACGGCGCGGUGAAGCCGCUGCAGUGCGCCAUGAAGCUGGCCAACGGGGCCAUCGAACUGGACACCGGCAACCGGCCCCGGGAGGCAUAUACAGAAUACCUGAGGAGCAUCCAUUAUAUCUCCCAGGUGCUGCUGGAAGAAGUGGAAACCACCAAAGGUGGAGAAAUUGUGGCUCCAGACACCUCAAAGAUGCUGAAACUGGCUGAGCAGUGUCUGGAGAGGGCCCAGUCCACAGCUGCCAAGCUUGGGAAAACACACCUGAAGCCAGCUAUGCCUGUGGCUGCUCCUGUCCCCUCAUCUACCAGCCGACAUCGCCGGGUGUACUCAGACGAAGGGGGGAAACUAUCUCCGUUUCUGCCGCCUGAGAUCUUCCAGAAGCUUCAGGUGGUAGAGUCACAAAGUUCUAAGAAGGAGCUGACACCUCUGGAGGAGGCUUCUCUGCAGAAUCAGAAGUUGAAGGCUGCCUAUGAGGCACGGAUGGCCCGCCUGGACCCCAGCCAGGCCAUGCAGAAGACAUCCCUGACUCUGUCCCUGCAGCGGCAGAUGAUGGAGAACCUCGUGAUCGCCAAAGCUCGGGAGGAGACACUGCAGAGAAAGAUGGAGGAGCGCCGGCUACGGCUCCAGGAGGCAGCCAACAGCCUCGUCUCUCUCCCCAGGAGGUUCUGCAGUCAAGUUGCCCUGACCCCGGAGGAGCGGGAGCAGCGGGCCCUCUAUGCUGCUAUCCUCGAGUACGAGCAAGACCAUAGAGGGCACAGACCAUGUGGCACUGGUCUCCCCGGGUGCAGCCGUGGCUGGGAAGGACACAGGGACCCGGCCAUGUUCCCCAGAGUCUUCUGCCCUGCAGGACUGGCCCAAGCACUGGAGGGCCCAGCUCAAGAAGAGCCCAGGGGACCUGUCGCUAGUGACCAGCCUGGUCUCCCACCUACUCAGCUCUUGAAGAAGCUCCAGUGUGCGGUGUACCGGGCACUGUACCCCAUCGUGAGCAGGGGCGCUGUUGGUGCCGCCUCUGCCCCUGGCUGCUGCUCCUUGCCCCCGGACGCCGACGGGCUGCUGGCUCCUGGAAGCCGGCGGCUCCGGCCCUCACAGAGCCUCUACUGCAUGCUAUCCCCUGCAGAUCCCAGCCCAGCCCCACGGCCCCCAGAUGGCACCCAUGCCAGUCCCCCUACACCCCCUCCCCACACUGGCCCCCCUGAAAGAGGGCUGGACAGCAGCCCUGUGGGGCCUCCCUCACCCCUGGCGCACAGCUUCACCGCUGUACAGGGCAAAGACAGCUCCUUUGAAGACCUCGAACACUUCUUGGCUACUUCUGAGGGGUGGGGCCGGGGGCAUGGGAGGCCACCUGAGCCCCAAACAACAGGGGUGAAGAAGGAGCCGCUGCUGGAGCAGCUGAAGAGUGCUGUGAAGGACAUACACAACGCUAUCGGUGAGGGCCAGCGUGCCUGCAGGACGGACAGGCUGCUCUCGCUGACCCUCCUGGCUUUCGAAGGCCUGAGUGCGGCUGCCUCCAAGGACCGGUGCCUAGCCUGCAUCGAGGAACCCUUCUUCUCUCCUCUGUGGCCCUUGCUGCUGGCACUCUACAGGAGUGUGCACCGCCUCCGGGAGGCUGCCCUGAGCAGGAGCAUGGAACUCUACAGGAAUGCACCCCCAGCAGCCAUAGGGAUACCCUCGAAGCUUCUCCCCCGGGACCUGGAGGCCACAGGAGCUGGUGCCUACCCCUACUGUGCUGCAGCCCAAGAGCUAGGCUUGCUGGUUCUGGAGAGCUGCCCCCAGAAGAAGCUGGAGUGCAUUGUGCGGGUCCUGCGGGUCAUCUGCGCCUGUGCCGAGGACUACUACCGGGCCCAGGAGGCUGCACCUGAGGCCAGACCCCAGCUUGGUGCUGCAGCCAUUGGUGCCGAUGACCUCCUGCCCAUCUUGUCCUUCGUGGUGCUGAGAAGUGGUCUCCCCCAGUUGGUGUCAGAGUGUGCAGCCUUGGAGGAGUUCAUCCAUGAGGGAUACCUGAUCGGAGAGGAGGGCUACUGCCUGACGUCACUACAGAGUGCCCUGAGCUACGUGGAGCUGCUGCCCCGGGGGGCUCUGGGCAAGUAGCGGAGGACCAUCCAGGAGGCACCUACUCUGGCAGGGUUGGGGCUCUGCAGCUCUGCACCUGCCCUGACAUCCACCCCCAGGGACUCGAGGAGGCACCUCAUUUGCUCAGAGAGUAGAGCUGAGCUGAAGCAGCUCCUAGGAACUAGGCCUGUCUCUUUCUUGUCUCAGCCUGAGCCUUUCUUGUCUCAGCAGGAAUACCAGAGCUGUGGGCUGCCUGGGGCCUGUGCACAUGUCCUCACAGUCCCAUCAACCCCACAGUAGGGAGGGGGCCAUGGGCCUGGCAGAGGGCAGGUCUGGUUUUCUCUCCCUUUCCAUCUCUGGUGAUAGUUGGCUUCUGGUGUCAUCCCUUUUCUUGGUGGAGUCAAGAUGAGAGCCUCUCCCCAUCCCCUGCCCCCACCCCAAGGCCUGGGGCCCAGGUGGCUUGAAACUAUACUGUUUGUUUGUUUGUUUGUUUUUCUAUACUGUUUACUUACUGGGUAUUGACCACUCCAUUCUCCUCUGGAGCCCAGGCAUCCCCAGGGUACCCACUCACGUCUGGAGCCUCUGAGCCAUUCCCACCUCGGCAGUAGGCAUUGGCCUUCCUGGACCCCUGGCUAAUUCCCACCCCCGCAUGUCCCCUUCUGGGUCAGUGUGAGCCCAAGGAUCAGUGCCUGCCUACAGCCCAGUGUCCACUCUGACUGUUACAUGCCCCGGGCAGCCAUUGACACAGCCAAAAAUAAAGAGGUCACUGAUGUCUCA